Messenger RNA from Penicillium concentricum, 906 nucleotides. Its product is annotated as opsin family protein. NCBI's taxonomy places the organism in Eukaryota, Fungi, Ascomycota, Eurotiomycetes, Eurotiales, Aspergillaceae. The transcript has 5 exons. The record is from RefSeq and is a predicted model, not a curated record. The coding region runs from base 1 to 906 and encodes 301 amino acids. Gene Ontology annotation, cellular component: plasma membrane; endoplasmic reticulum.
AUGAUUCCUCAAUUUGAUCAGUUUGCUACUCUAACGGCGCCCGCCACUACGUCCUCGGUAGCGCCUAUUCCCACUGUAAUCCCGGGGUCAGAGGUCUACCAGGAACUUCAUGAUGUGGGCAAGCGGACUCUAUGGGUUGUCACUGUGUUGAUGGGCAUCUCCUCGCUAGUGUUCUAUACUCUGGCUGCUCGUGCUCCUCUACCUAAACGAAUCUUCCACAUUCUAACAUCCUUGAUAACCACCAUCUCCUUCAUAAUCUACCUAGCCCUCUCCACAGGCCAAGGCAUAACAACCAAACAUGCCACAGUCAACGAACCCCACAAGCAUGUCCCAGACACACACACAGACUAUAUCCGUCAGGUCCUAUGGCUACGAUAUGUAAACUGGGCAUUGACAACACCCCUCCUGUUUAUCAACUUUGCCCUCCUAUCCGGCCUACCAGGAGCAAACCUACUGAUCGGCAUUGUCGCCCACCUGAUCAUGCUGGCAACAGCCCUAUUCGGCAUAUUUGCAGGCCACGGCCGCGAGCGCUGGGUCUGGCUGACCCUCUCGUGUAUCUCCUACCUGGUUGUGAUCCACCAUGUAGGCUUCCACGCGCAGCGAGCGGCCAAAAGCAAGGAUGACCAGACGAGACGGUUCUUCGGGUCUGUCUCUGGGUCUGCGAUUGCCAUGCUAGCGCUGUUCCCUAUUUCCCUCGCGGCUGGUGCUCUUGCGCUUAAGUUGAGCGUUGAUACGGAGACUGUUCUCUUCGCUAUACAGGAUGUCUUCACGCAAGGUGUCCUUGGAUACUGGUUACUGUUAGCUCAUGACAGCGCGCCUGGAAUUGCUCUUUACAUGGAAGGAUUCUGGUCGCAUGGUGUCGGCAAUGAGGGAGCUAUCCGUAUCGCUGAUGAAGAGGGCGCGUAA